Helianthus annuus (common sunflower) is the source of this 2026-nucleotide messenger RNA. RefSeq names its product O-fucosyltransferase 9. The transcript is spliced from 10 exons. NCBI's taxonomy places the organism in Eukaryota, Viridiplantae, Streptophyta, Magnoliopsida, Asterales, Asteraceae. The record is from RefSeq and is a predicted model, not a curated record. Bases 160 to 1842 code for a protein of 560 amino acids.
AUUGCCGACAAAUACCAUGAAAUGUCGGUGAAAAGUCAUAAUUAAGAAACAGCAAGAACACCCAGAGCAGAGCCUCUCUUUACUUACUUGCACUGAAUUUGUUUCUCUGUAACUGAAAUCCAUGUUAUGUUGGUGGAGAUCUGGAUAUGUAAGUAGAGAAUGCACGGUUACAGUCGGUUAGGUCGGGCAAGCGGGUCCCCCCCUUCCUCCCCUAGAUUUCGGAGGCACAGUAAGGGCCGCGGUGGAGGGGUAGGGGUAGGGGUAGGGGUGGACGUGAAGCUUCUUGAGCGCUGGGUUUAUGCUGUCAUAUCUGCAGUGUACCGCCGGAGAGGGGUUUUGCUGUUUGCGCCCCUUCUUUAUGUCUCUGCAAUGCUCUUGUAUAUGGGUACUAUGGGUUUUCAUCUUGGCUUCACCACUACAACUCCUUCUUCUUCUUCUGCUCCUUUAGGCUCUUUGUAUCGAAGUCCUCAGCUUUUCCAACACUUGUGGCCCUAUAUUCAACCUCAAAAUAACCCAACCAAUAAUGACUUGAUGAUGAACGUCUGGAACAUCAAGUCACGUCCAUCUUGGAAACCUUGUAACAAUCUUCAGAAUUCUCAAGCAGAACUGCCAAAAUCAAAUGGUUUCCUCAUAAUUGAAGCGAAUGGCGGGCUGAACCAACAACGAUUAUCGAUAUGUGAUGCAGUUGCAGUGGCAGGCUUACUGAAUGCCACGCUCGUGAUUCCAAUAUUUCAUUUGAACAGUGUGUGGCGUGAUUCAAGCAAGUUUGGGGAUAUAUUUGAUGAGGAGUUCUUCAUAUAUGCAUUGAGACAUCAUGUAAAUGUGGUUAGAGAAUUGCCCGCGGAUAUAUUGGAGCGUUUCGACAACAACAUAAGCAAUAUCGUGAAUCUGAGAGUCAAAGGUUGGUCAAGUCCAACUUACUACCUUCAGAAGGUCCUGCCAAGGCUUCUGGAGUUGGGGGCGGUACGUAUUGCACCAUUCUCUAAUAGAUUGGCUCAUGCUGUUCCUUCAGAAAUCCAAGGGCUUAGAUGUUUAUCAAAUUUUGGGGCACUUAGGUUUUCAGAACCUAUACGCACACUUGCCGCAAAAAUGGUUGAUAAGAUGAUCCAGAAUGCUUCUACCAGUGGCGGGAAAUAUAUUUCCGUCCAUCUUCGUUUUGAAGAGGACAUGGUUGCAUUUUCAUGUUGCGUAUAUGAUGGUGGCGAGGAAGAACAACGGGAAAUGGAUAUUGCUCGUGAAAGAAGUUGGAGAGGAAAGUUCCGCAAGAAGAAUCGAAUAAUAAGACCAGGUGCAAUUAGGAUGGAUGGAAAAUGCCCUUUAACUCCUCUAGAGGUUGGAAUGAUGCUUAGAGGCAUGGGUUUUGAUAACAACACAUCAGUGUAUGUGGCAGCAGGUAAAAUAUACAAGGCUGAGAAAUAUAUGGCACCACUUAAACAGAUGUUUCCACGCUUAGAAACCAAGGAUACAUUAGCUUCACCUGAGGAGCUUGCCCCAUUUAUGGGGUACUCAUCACGAUUGGCUGCUCUUGAUUACACGAUAUGUCUCUACAGCGAGGUUUUUGUUACUACACAAGGUGGAAACUUCCCUCACUUUUUAAUCGGUCAUAGGCGCUAUUCCUAUGAAGGACAUGCCAAAACAAUAAUACCUGACAAGAGAAAAUUAGCUCAGUUGUUUGAUAGUCCCCAUAUCAGAUGGGAGAGCUUUCAGAGGCAGUUGCGGGAAAUGCUUCAUCAUAGUGAUGUAAAGGGAAGUGAAAUAAGGAAGCCAAGUGCCUCGCUUUUUAUGUAUCCAAUGCCAGAUUGCAUGUGUAAGCAAGCAGCUGCUAAAAACUCAACAAGAUAAGACUUGCACAGGUAUAUGGCCUUGAGGCUUGACUAUAUAAACUAGAAUUCUUUUUACACAUGUAGUUAGUCAUAUUUUUAUCAUUAUUGAUCUGUAAACUAUUUAGAUGAGGUUUAUAUGCAUACCGAGUUGUAUAUACUUGAAGGCAGUUGGAGAUAUUCGUAUUCAUAUUGUUUUUUCUUGA